AUGACAGGUGUUAGUAAGAUGAAACUAGAAGGAGAAAAAUCUCGUUUUGUGUUCCCUUCGAAUACGGUUUACCUCGGUGAUUUCAAAGAUGGAGAAUUUGAUGGACACGGUACAUUGCAUUAUGCUAAUGGAGCAAAAUACGAAGCUACAUGGAAAAAUGGAAUUGCACUAGAGGGGAAAUAUACGUUUCCAGAUGGGCUUGCUUACGAAAGUGAAAAUUGGGAAUAUUGUGAUGGUUAUGAUCGACGAUUUUACACCGAAAUUAUUGACGGACUAAAACCAGCUGGUCGUUCACAAUUGAAAAAUACUAAAACACCAGAAGAAAUUCCAGAAACUAAUUAUGAUGUUGGAGAUGGAAUGUAUGAUCCGGAAACAAGAAUCGUUACUGAUUAUCAAAAUAGAUUUUUGAGAAAUGCAGAUGACGAAGAACAUGCAUGGAUUAUUCGAACGUGUCGCAAAGGUUGGGAUGAGAACGUUGGUAUUAAUAAUCCAAGACUAAGACCAGACAUGGCACAACAAAAACACUAA
Didymodactylos carnosus is the source of this 528-nucleotide messenger RNA. Lineage: Eukaryota; Metazoa; Rotifera; Eurotatoria; Philodinida; Philodinidae. The record is from the annotation of a GenBank genome assembly.